UCUGUCGUACUUGACAGUAUGGUUUAUUAUUUAGAUAGUAAAAUUAUAAAAGUUGGAACAAGCGGAUUAUGACAGCUGUAUAAUUGAUAAUGCGCUUGCUCGUACGUGAUAUUUUGCUCGAGAUCGAAGAUGAGGAGCGACAGCAGCAUGGAGGCCGGAGUCUAGUCUCUGUGUACUUUUGGGGCGGUAGUAGUGUCACUACAGUUAAAUAAAUUAAAUCCACUCCAACUAUAUAAGUUUAAUGAUAAUAUCAGUGGCAAUAUAAAUAAUAAUAAUCAUUAUGACAAUUAGUUUUAAAGUGUAAGAUUUAAUCGUUAGUAUUAUUACAUUUAAAUACGUAGACGCCAAUUUAUUGUGAUAAUAAUGACGCGCCACAAUUCGGAGGCCUUAGCUGUUUCCGAUGAGCGGCGACUGCAAUACGAAGAGUAUUAUUCGAUCACCAGGAAAAUCAUUGCCCGUGGUGUUGUCGACUAUUAAAGUGAGAGUGUCGUCACGACGUGACUUAUCGCCUUCCCCGUGUGCCAAGAAGAGACGGAAGUAUAAUAGUGAAAGCUGGAAAUCGUUUAACGAGGACAAUAUGGCAUCGCAGAGUUCAAACUCACCUGGACUUGUCAACGCAGCAUCAUCCACGCUGUCUACUACGGGAUCAUCGGCACCAGUGGCUGUUGCAGCACAAUUGCCCUCGUCGUCAUUGUCAGUAGCAACCUCGUUAUCUACGCCCUCGGCUUCUGCUUCAACGUCCCCGUCGCAGUCACCCUCGCCGUCACCUAUGCUGUCGCCAUCCUCCAUCUCUUCUAUGCCUCAAGGACUUCAAACUCAUUCGCAGCAGAAAUCAAAUAAUUUUGAACCGCUUGACAAAAGUUCAUCCAAUACUUUGAAGAGAAAUCCCAAAAUGGAGUUGAGUAAAACGGAUCUGUUGAAGCUUCUUGGAUACUUGGAGGGAGAAUUGCAAGCACGUGACAUUGUAAUAGCUGCAUUAAAAUCGGAAAAAAUGAAGCAUUUGUUGAGCUCGCGGUAUCGGAGUGGUACAGCAGAUCCUCAUUCAGCGUUAGCACGGGAUGUUGCUAUUGUGGGUGGUGUUAUGCGAAUGGAGAACAAUCAAACAGACCGACAAGUUGCUAGUUUAGAGGCUCUUGUCACUCAACAAAGACGAAUGCAAUGUCGAAUGGCCAAGGUUCUUAAAGAGGCGGAAAUUCGACAUAGAUUGGUAAUAAAAGAAUUAGAAGAAGAGAAACGUAAGCAUGAACACGACACGGCACAGGGCGAUGACAUUACUUAUGGACUUGAAAAAGAGCGUACUAGAUUAAAAAAAGAAUUAGAAUUAGAAAGACAAGAGAAAAAACGACUGGAAAUGGAAUUGAAAAAAGAAAAUAUUUCACUUGAAGUUGAAAAAUCACGUGAAAAACAAAUAGUAUUGGUAUUAUUAGCUGAGCUUGAGAAAAUCAUAAUGAAGUACGUUGAGGAGAGAAAGCGUUCCGAGGACUUGGCCCAAAUAUUGAGUGAAGAAAAGGUACGCAUUGAUUCGAUGGCCGAGGGAUUGGAAGAAGAGAGUAAAAAGUCCUUACAAAUGGAGGCUGAGUUAGAAAAACAACAAGCGCAAUUUGAUAUGGAGCGUCAGCAGUAUCGUCAAGCACUUGCUAAAGCUGAAAAACGCAGCAAGGAACUGGAAGCGGAUCUCGAGGGGCUCAAAACGGAAAUAGAGUCGUGGAAGAACGGUGCUACUAUGCGUAAUGUUCGCACACCAUUGGGUGUUACUCCACCUCCGCCACCAGCGAAGCCUGCCAAUUUAGCAGCUAUACCCACACUGAGACCUUCUGGUAGUGCUGCACAAUCUCUCAAAGGAUCAGCUGUCCUUGGUACUGGAACACCAAUGGUCAGCAGCAAGGUCGUUCAACCUACUGCGACUGUUUCCAGCGUACCUGUAAGCGGUCCAACUACAGGAAUUGCUAGAUCAGUGACACCUCGACAAGCAAUGCGAGGCGUUACAUACGGAGCAGCUGUACCCGCGACACCAAUUACAAAUGUCACUACUGGCACCUCAAAUGUGCCACUUGCCAGCAAUAUCACUACUCUAACAAGUGUAUGUACUACAACAACAAUUACAACCGCCCCAACGAACGUCAAUACUAAUGUAGGACCACCGAUCGGUGGUGGCGUUGAAUCAGCGGCCUCCGAGCCUCAGACAACGGAUAAGCGUACAGUAACGCCGCUCCUCACUCCAUCUUCAUCGUCAUCUUCAUCACCAUCACCGUCAUCAGCAUUGUCAUCGCCUGGAGCCGGACAAUUGACAGGAACUAAAAAACCUCUUGUUCCACGAGGUAUACCGCCUCCAGUGCCGCCCAAUAAACCGGUCGUUCCGCCGAAAAAAGAAGCUGCUACUUACAUGAGACGGACUGAUCCGAAUUCUCUUCAAGAUUCGUUAAAAAUAAAUAAAUCUUCUGCUCCGUGUCAAACACCCGUUCCAGCUUCACCUGUCAUUCAACCUGCGCCAGUCAGUCCUAUUCCGAGUCAUCAAAUUGAAGAGGAAAUGAUGGAACAAAAACGAAGCACUACUGCACACACUUCACGCAUUAAAAAAGCCUCCACUCAGGAAUUUUUUCACAAUAACUGUCAAGAAAUAAAACUAUGAAAUUGAUCUGAUUAAGUUUGUGAUGUUACCACUGCCUCGUGAUUACUUGUGUGGAUUUUUUGGUGAUUACUGGAGACUGUAUAAAAUAAAAAAAAAAAAAAACAUUAAAUGGUUAGUUGAAAUGUUGCUUAUAAUAAUAUAAUAAUAGACACAAUAAAUUGC
This is a messenger RNA of Cotesia glomerata, 2791 nucleotides long. RefSeq names its product CTTNBP2 N-terminal-like protein (gene Naus). The transcript has 9 exons. The record is from RefSeq and is a predicted model, not a curated record. The coding region runs from base 401 to 2629 and encodes 742 amino acids. NCBI's taxonomy places the organism in Eukaryota, Metazoa, Arthropoda, Insecta, Hymenoptera, Braconidae.